Molecule: messenger RNA, 2250 nt
Organism: Macadamia integrifolia
Lineage: Eukaryota; Viridiplantae; Streptophyta; Magnoliopsida; Proteales; Proteaceae
Product: cationic amino acid transporter 1-like
Exons: 1
Coding region: 99-1886 (595 amino acids)
Biological process (GO): amino acid transport; transmembrane transport
Cellular component (GO): plasma membrane
Molecular function (GO): L-lysine transmembrane transporter activity; L-glutamate transmembrane transporter activity
Source: RefSeq, a predicted model, not a curated record
GAGGUUUUUUUUUUUUUUAGUCAAUUCACUCCAUAAAUUUGUGCUCGCCAGACACCACCCUCACCUCUCCAGUCCAAGGGUCCAGAGUUGAUACGAUAAUGGUGACAACUACAGAAACAGGCGGUGCCGCCACUACCGGUGGCCGAUGCUGGUGGUGCAGUAAGGACGAUUUUUUCCCAGAGGAAUCCUUCAAAAGCUGGGGCACUUACCUCGAGGCCCUCCGAGAAUCCAAAACUAGACUUAAAGACCGGCUCCUCGCUCGAUCCCUCGAUGAUACAGAACUCAAUCAAAUUCGAUCUCGAAGCCACCAUUCUAUGAAGAAGACCCUCACUGGGUGGGACAUCCUCUGGUUCGGCGUUGGCUCCGUCAUGGGAGCAGGAAUCUUCGUACUCACUGGCCUCACUUCCCGGACCCAAGCCGGACCAGCUGUUGUGCUCUCCUUCUUAGCCUCCGGUAUCUCUGCUCUCCUCUCCGUUCUCUGCUACACCGAAUUCGCCGUUGAAAUCCCCGUAGCAGGCGGCUCCUUCGCUUAUCUCCGCGUAGAACUCGGCGAUUUCGUUGCCUUUAUCGCCGCCGGAAAUAUCUUAUUCGAGUACAUCGUCUCCGGCGCCAGUGUGGCUCGUUCAUGGACUUCAUACUUCGCUACCUUAUGUAACCACAGCCCUAACGACUUCCGCAUUAACGUCUCCGCCCUUGGGGAGGACUAUAACCACCUCGAUCCAAUUGCAGUUCUCAUCUCCAUUAUAAUCGGUAUCGCAGCGAUUUUAAGCACUAAAGGAUCGUCUCGAUUCAAUAUAAUCGCUUCAAUUAGCCACAUCGCAGUUCUUCUCUUCAUCGCCAUUGUUGGGCUAAUCAAAGCCAACCCUUCCAAUUUCUCCAAUAAUUUUGCCCCCUUUGGUGUUCGUGGCAUCUUCAGGGCCUCUGCUGUGCUUUUCUUCGCUUUUGUAGGAUUUGAUGGAGUUGCAACCAUGGCUGAGGAGACCAAAAACCCACGUCGAGAUAUACCAUUUGGGCUUAUCGCAUCAAUGGGGAUCAUUAUAUUCAUCUAUUGCCUUCUUGCAGGGACACUCUGCCUUAUGCAGCCGUUCACCAUGAUCGACGUCGAUGCCCCCUAUACAGUGGCGUUUCAGGCAGUUGGGUUGAAUUGGGUGAAGUACAUUGUAGCUCUGGGAGCAUUGGAAGGGAUGACUACUGUUCUAUUGGCUAACAUCAUUGGUCAAGCUCGGUACUUUACCCACAUCGGUCGGACUCACAUGGUGCCACCAUGGCUCGCCUCCAUUAAUGAAAAGACAGGGACACCGAUGAAUGCCACGAUCGUCAUGACGAUUGCCAAUUGCAUCGUUGCCUUGUUUACUGAUCUUGAAGUGCUAGCCAACCUUCUCUCUAUCUCAACACUAUUCAUCUUUGCACUUGUCGCUGUAGCGCUUCUAGUGAGGCGAUACUAUGUGACCGGAGAAACCACGAAGACUGACCGGAAUAUGCUUAUUGGGUUCUUGGGAUUGAUCAUUGGGUCGUCAGUUGCAACGGCGGUGUAUUGGAUGGUUAGUGAUAAAGAGUGGAUUGGUUAUGUUGUGACUUUUCCUGUAUGGUUCUUAGCUACAUUGGGUUUGAAGUUGAAGGUUAAGGAGGCUAAGAGCCCAAAGCUAUGGGGGGUUCCAUGGUUUCCAUGGUUGCCAUCACUCUCCAUUGCUGUUAAUGUCUUCUUAUUGGGUUCAAUUGAUGCGCCAUCUUAUGUAAGAUUUGGCAUUUGGUCACUGGUGUUGCUUACAUAUUACUUCUUUGUGGGGCUUCAUGCAUCAUAUGAUGCAGCUAAGGAGAUUAACAGUGAAGGCAAUGGAAGUGAAAUGAGGAAUUGUGAAACAGGGAAUGUAGCACCAGUGGCUUGAUAUUCUGAGUAGGGUGAUAGGUUAUAGGUGGUAGGAGAUAAGUGAGAUAGAAGCAAGAGUAGUUAGCUUUUAAAGUGUGAUUUAUGAUUCUCUCUGUGAGGGAAGGUUCAACUGGUUCAAGCCUUCUCCAUUAGUCCAAAUUUCUUUCACGUAAGUCUUCCUUUAGAAAUCACUUGAUGCUGGUAACCAAAUGAUCACAAUUUAGUUUUGCUUCCAGACACAAAGGCAUUCGAAAUCACUAUCCCACUGGUCAUGAACUCAAAGAUUUCACGAGUGUUGAUUCUCUUGUGAGUGCUCUUAUUGACCCCACACUGGUGGAAGUGUAGUCUUAUAAAAAUUUAUUGACACAUGUUGGGUAUAUUGU